Molecule: messenger RNA, 1227 nt
Organism: Hyaena hyaena (striped hyena)
Lineage: Eukaryota; Metazoa; Chordata; Mammalia; Carnivora; Hyaenidae
Gene: RTF2
Product: replication termination factor 2
Exons: 9
Coding region: 78-998 (306 amino acids)
Biological process (GO): site-specific DNA replication termination at RTS1 barrier; mitotic DNA replication termination
Cellular component (GO): nucleus
Source: RefSeq, a predicted model, not a curated record
UGCCUGCCGCGGUCGCCAGGGACCCCCGGAAGUAGCCGCUGCUGGGUAUUCCUGGUGUCUCCGAGUCCUGGUUUGCGAUGGGUUGCGACGGAGGAACAAUCCCCAAGAGACACGAACUGGUGAAGGGGCCGAAGAAAGUUGAGAAGGUUGACAAAGAUGCUGAACUAGUGGCCCAGUGGAACUACUGUACUUUAAGUCAGGAGAUACUAAGGCGACCCAUAGUUGCCUGUGAACUUGGCAGACUUUACAACAAAGAUGCCGUCAUUGAAUUUCUUUUGGACAAAUCUUCCGAAAAGGCUCUUGGGAAGGCAGCAUCUCACAUUAAAAGCAUUAAGAAUGUGACAGAACUAAGGCUUUCUGAUAAUCCCGCCUGGGAAGGGGAUAAAGGAAACACAAAAGGUGACAAACACGAUGACCUCCAGCGGGCACGUUUCAUCUGUCCCGUUGUGGGCUUGGAGAUGAAUGGCCGGCACAGGUUUUGCUUCCUGCGGUGCUGUGGUUGUGUAUUUUCUGAACGAGCCUUGAAAGAGAUAAAAGCAGAAGUUUGUCACACAUGCGGGGCCGCCUUCCAGGACGACGACAUCAUCGUGCUCAACGGCACCAAGGAGGAUGUGGAGACGCUGAAGGGAAGGAUGGAGGAGAGGAGGCUGAGGGCGAAGCUGGGAAAGAAAGCAAAGAAACCCAAAGCGGUAGAGUCUGUCUCAAAACCAGAUGUCAGUGAAGAAUCCCCAGGACCAUCGAAAGUGAAGACCGGGAAACCUGAAGAAACCAGCCUAGAUUCCAGAGAGAAGAAAGCCAGCUCGGCUCCCAGAGGUACAGCAGCAAACGGGAGCUCUUCUGGAAAAGUCAAGAAGCCUGUGUGUGGAGCCACAAAGAGGCGCAUUGCGGACAGUGAAGAGUCCGAGGCGUACAAGUCCCUUUUCACCUCCCACAGCUCUGCCAAGCGCCCCAAGGAGGAGUCGGCCCACUGGGUCACCCACACGUCCUACUGCUUCUGAGUCCCGGGGUCCCCUGGGCUCUGCCGGCCCCCCGUGUGCCCGUGGUUGUGAGGUCACCCUCGCUUGUGCGGCACCCGGAUUCGCAGAGUGGCCGCAGCCGCACCUGCCCGCCCCUCCCACAGGCCCCGCGCUCGCUCCCCCUGCAGAUGCGCCUGGCCCCCCACUGCCCAGAGAGACACGUGGGCUGCGCCUUCCGUGCUGAACAUGAUUAAAGACUCCAGAUCCCUGA